This is a messenger RNA of Panonychus citri (citrus red mite), 1678 nucleotides long. Its product is annotated as group 3 secretory phospholipase A2-like. Gene Ontology annotation, biological process: phospholipid metabolic process; arachidonate secretion. The transcript is spliced from 5 exons. The record is from RefSeq and is a predicted model, not a curated record. Bases 586 to 1317 code for a protein of 243 amino acids. Gene Ontology annotation, molecular function: A2-type glycerophospholipase activity. NCBI's taxonomy places the organism in Eukaryota, Metazoa, Arthropoda, Arachnida, Trombidiformes, Tetranychidae.
GUUUUAGCUCAAUGACUAAGCUUUAAUUGAGAUUUAAUUUACUAUCGAUUCCUGAUUGAGAGAUGGAAAAGAUUUAACAAUUAAGGUUUGAUUGUUAGAAUCGAGGUUAAUAUAAAUCAUAUAAAAUAUUAGUUAAUUGGUUGAUUGAAUGUUCAAUGGGCAAAAUUAUAAUGUUAAUUGUUGUGAUUAAGUUACGCAUGUUCAACAAUUUAACUUCAUUGGGACUUUGGUUAAUAAGAUAUUGUUACAUUGACCAAAGAUAUUUGAUCUGAAUGAGAUUGAUGUUUGAUUUAAUUAGUUUAGUUUUAAAUUGGUUGAAUUAAAUUCUGUCCUGAGUUUAAUUAAUUUGUUUCUGUGAGAGACAAUCAACUGAUUCUCAUCAAUAAUGAUUAUGAUUAACUUUCUGUGUCAACUUUUUAUCACUUUUUCAUUUAUAAUAUUAACUUUGUCUUUCCUAUUAAACUUGAUUAUCUCAAUGAUGAUCAACAACAAUCAACUAAUUAUAAUCAUGUGUCAAAAUCAAUUGCAUCAGAUGGUGAGGUUACAAUUAAAGUGAUUUACAACAAUUUAACUGGGAUUAAGACAAUGAUUCAAAAUUAUCGUCUUCAACAGAUUACCGAUGGAAAUGAUAUUUUACAAAUGUGGUACAUUGAUAAUCAAUUGGUUGAUUGUGAAUAUGAUGAUGGUGAUGAUGAUUCAAUUAAACGUUUAAUCAAUCAGGUUAAAUCGUCUUCAAUUAAAUCAAUCAACGAAACUUGCUAUGAUCUGAUUAUGACUCGGUUUGAUAGUCAUGGAAAACAAUUGCAACAAUUAAGACCCGAGGCAAAGUUUAUCACCCAACGUGAGCAAUUAAUUAACCAAUGUGACCAAUUACAAACAUCAAUACGACAACGAUUGAAAUCAAAACGUUGGAAACGAGCUGAUUUAAUGACAUUUCCUGGGACUAAUUGGUGUGGCAAAGGAACCACAAGCAAUCAAUUCAAGAAAUUAGGACGACGAAGUACAACUGACCGGUGCUGUCGAGAUCAUGACCAUUGUAAACAUACAAUAUUACCAUUAACACGAAAAUAUCAUCUAUUUAAUUAUCGUCUCUACGUAAUCAGCCAUUGUGAUUGCGAUGAAAGGUUUCGAUCAUGUCUUCGCAUUUCUAAUACUGGAUCAUCCAAUUUGGUGGGGAAAAUGUUUUUCAACAUCGUUCAGACAAAAUGUUUCAUAUUCACCAAAGAAUCAACCUGUAAAAGGAGGUCAUGGUGGGGAAAGUGUAUUAAGAUGGGUAAAAUCAGAAAGGCCGUAAUCAAGGAUGGAUUAAAUUACUAAUCGAUGACAAUUAACAUUUUUUCCUCAAUAAAUUAACUUGAAUAUUGAUAAUAAUUUCAUUCAUCUUUUUCUUGUUUUCUUCAUUUCAAUCAACUUUUUAUUUUCUAAUUGUUGAUUUUUAUUACUUGUAAAUUCACCAAUCAAAUCUUGUAAUUAACUUAUAACUAAUCAUUUUGUCAAUUUUUAAUCAUUUCCCUUUCUCUUAAUUUGAUAUUAAUCAUCUGAAAAUGUUUCUUCAUAAACAAUUAAUUUAACAAUGAUCCUUGUGAAACAAUUUAAAUUGAUCAUAAUAUUUAUCAUCUCUUUAAAUUAAUGUUACUUUUUUUAAUAGUUUCAAUUUGUAUGGUAGCAGAAUUAAAUU